Molecule: messenger RNA, 4401 nt
Organism: Symbiodinium sp. CCMP2592
Lineage: Eukaryota; Dinophyceae; Suessiales; Symbiodiniaceae
Source: the annotation of a GenBank genome assembly
AUGGCCCAGUUGCACAAGAAGGCCCCCGACGUCGUCCUGUUGUCGCCGCCGGUAGGACCUUUUUCGUCAUGGACUCAGGCGUCUUCGAAGGAGUUGCGUGAGGCCAAGGCUCGUUACUGGCCAAUGUGGGAAAUGAUCGUGGAUGUGUGGAAACAACAGACCGCACGAGGGCGUCUGGUACAUCUCCAGCUACCCCACGGCGCCACCGUUCCAGACUCAGCCGAGCUCCGGGCCAUGAAGAUCAAUUACGAGAAGCUCACCUACGGCCAGGAGACUGACGAGUCGACGGAGUGGCCUGACCUUCAUCGAGAUCCCACCUGUAUGGCCUAUGUGGACCUGUGUAUGCUCGGGCAUUGCGACCCCGAGACCGGAAAAUACUUCAAGAAAGGGGUCCAAGUGGAGACCAACCACCCGGUGUGGAGUUCUAUGUUGGGGUCGCCACCGAGAUGUCAACACCCUCCGGGACAACAUCAGGAGGUUAAGGGGUUCGCGGUGGAGAAGGGCGGCCAACUGGUGAGCAGGUCGUCUGUGGCAGCCAAAUGGCCUGAACCUUGGUGCGCCUUGGUUCUGAAUUCUGCGAACCAGGUGUUGGAAGUUCGGCGAGCCUUACCACCAAAUUUGGCUCUUCAUCAGGAAUGCCCAGGUGAUGUGGAAUGGGAAGCCGUCCCGGUGGAGACGGAAACCUCACCAGAGGGCCUCUUGCGACAGAGACUUGGUGAAGUGACCGGCGACCAGUACGACUACAUCUACUUCGAGGGCGGCAGCGGGUCCUUGUCAAAACCGUUAAGGAGCACCCUGGCAAAGUUGCAUGUGGUGUUGGGACAUGUUUCAAAUGCCAAAUUAAAGCGGAUGCUCCAUCUGAAUGGGGCCAAGGACCACAUCUUGGACGCGGCCGGGGACCUCCGUUGCCAAAUUUGUCAGUCGGUCGUCCCGCCACGACCCACACCCAAGGCGGCCUAUGAUAGGCCUACGCGCUUCAAUGAGAGGGUCGUGGUGGAUGUGUUCUAUGUUUGGGACGCUGGCAAGGCCAAGUAUGCGGUGGUUCACGCGGUGGAUGCUUUUGCCCUGUACCAGGUCGCUACAUUGAUGCAUACGGCAAGGGCAGACCUGGUGGCGCACUUCUUGAAGAACUACUGGGUCGGUGUGUUUGGCCCGCCAGAAGUGCUUAUGAGCGACGGAGGCAGCGAGUUUGCAGCCGAGACUGAAGGUCUUCUGAGGGCCUAUGAUGUUUUCCAUGAAUUGGUCCCUCCUGCGGCGAAGUGGCGCAUGGGACUGGCCGAACGGCACGGUGCCAUCCUCAAGCUCCUCAUUAUGAAGACCAUACAAGCUACCACCGCCAAGGGCUACAGCGAGACUAAGGAAUGUGUGAUGGCGGCCACAUCGGCGAGAAAUCGCCAGAUGAGAGUGGGAGGAUUCUCCCCGACCCAGAUCGUGCUGGGCAAGGAUGUGGCCAUCCCGUCAUCAUUGCUGAGUCAGCUCGAGAAAGGCCACUUCAAAUACGUCCUGAACCAGGACCUGGCCUUUGCGGAUGCAAGAAGGAGGAACGAACAGAUCCGUCAAGCAGCCGAGCAGGCCUUCAUAUGGGCUGAUUCAAGCGAGACUUUGAGACGGGCAAUCAACUCCCGGUCCCGACAUCCUCGUUUGGAGAUGCUCUACGAAGGGGCGACCGUCUACUUCUACGACCCGCCGACAUCAAGGAAGGGCCUCCCCAAAAGGUUGCAAGAUCAAGACGCGUGGUCUGGCCCCGGAGUGGUUGCUGCCAUCGAGAGGCGGGAAGGUGCCAUUAAGCGCGUGUGGAUUCGGUACCGGAACAAGUUGAAGGGCCUCCCGCUUGAAUAUGUUAGACUUGCAGCUCUGGAAGAGGUGGAAGCCUCAAAGGUUUGCCGGGAAGCUCUACAGGAGGUGGAAAAGGAACUGCAAGGUUCUCGCCCGGACAUCGAGGAAAUGGCCGAUCCUGAAAUUGAGGAGCCGGGGUUGCCGUUGAUGGAAUUUAGUGGUGAUGAAGAGGAGGAGGAAGAGGACCUCACACUUCGUGAACCCGCGGCCUCCUCUCUGGAUGAUGUACCGGCUCAACUUCAUCGCGAUGCCGGCCGAGAAAUGACCAGACAACGUGAUGCACAACCACCUCGAAAGAAGGUUCGCUUCGAGGAAGCGAAGGAACGCACUGAACAACAUCUGAGAAGGAUGAAAGCGGUGCUAGAACGAGCGGGCGGACCGGACCGGGGCACAUCUUCUACGGCGGCCACUGUGGCCUCUUCAGCCAGUGGGCGCUCACAGCCCUACCCAACGCCGACGAGGAGCUCUACGCCUGACAUCGCGAGUCAUCGAGGGCGAGGCGUGCUACAUACAAGCGAAGUGUGGCACUUGGAGGAAGCGAUACGAGAACAUCGCCUCAUGUUGCAAGCGGCACGUUGGGAUGUUCAUGCAGCGGAAGCUGAAAGGAUUACUGAGGAGUUAGCCAACAGUGUCCUCGAGAAGACGGCCGAGAUCGACGAGGGGGAGGCUAAUGCCAUUUACGUCACGGAGGAGUUAGCCAACAGUGUCAUCGAGAAGACGGCCGAGAUCGACGAGGGGAAGGUCCAGGCGCCGAUCACCGGUAAGCCACGUCUAGAGUUCAAGUGGAAUAAGCUCGAUGACAGCUGGAGAAGAGCUUUUGUUCAACCGCUUAAGGAUGCACUGGACGUCUACAUCGACAACUGUGCGGUGGAAGGAGUUCCCAUGGGACAAAUGGUCUCGCCAGAUCACAUCUUGCCCUCCAGGUUUGUUCUCACGAACAAGAACGAGGAGAAGUCUGUGGAAAAGGCGAAGCUGAAGGCAAGAUGGGUCUUGGCUGGCCAUUUGGACAAGGAGGCCGGAAGAUACGCUACUGAAGCACCUACGGCGAGCUUGGUGGCACACAACCUCAUAUGCUACAUCAGUGCGCAAUGUGGCUGGGCCCUGAAGUAUGCGGACAUUUCGGCUGCCUUCUUACAAGGAGAAGAACUUUGUGAUGAGCGAGUCGUCUACAUUAGGCUGCCGAAGGGCUAUCCAGAUGAGGUCACCAAGCACUUGAUGAAGCGACUGGGGCGGAAGACUCCUGGAGGGAUCCGAGCGGAUCUAGUGCGCCUCACCAAGGGAGGAUUUGGCCUCUCGGAGUCGCCGAGGUUAUGGUACCUCCGACUACGCCGCGGUUUGCUUGAAUUGGGACUGAGAGAGCUUAAGCUUUCCCCAGGUACCUUCGUGUUCCAUUGGAACGGGAGCCUGAAGGGCAUCAUCGCAGUGCAUGUCGAUGACUUGAGGAUUGCGUUCCACCCAAAGUUCGAGUAUAUCCUCCAGGAGUUGCGCAAGACCUUCUCGUUCGGAGAGUGGAAGACGGCCUUGAAUGAGACCGUGAAGUUCUGUGGCCGGUGGGAACGACAAUGCCCAACCUCCUUCAAGGUCACCGUGACGAUGGACGGCUAUGCUCCCAAGCUACAAGACCCGCCCCAGAGAAAGGCCGGAGAUCGUUCUCCUCUGACUGAUGCAGAGAAGAAGUGGGUGGCCUCAGUGGGAGGCCAAAUCAACUGGAUGGCCAGGCAGGGACGGGCAGACCUGGCAUUUGGCAUUUCGAAGGUGCAGCAGAUGGCUGGUGCUCGUGACCCGGAGACCUUGAAGGCCUUGCUUGCGCUUGUUAAGAAGGCCCGGGACCCUUACGAAUGCAUCUUCCAGGCCAUGCCCGGUGGUUUCGACCAGAUGAUCUUCCUGGCAGUGAGUGAUGCUUCUCAUGCUGCCAUGCCGAAGGGGAGAUCACAAGGGGGGCUGAUGAUCCUGCUUGCACCGGAGGAGAUCCUCGAUGGUGAUGCUUUGGUUAACUGCGUGAUGUACCACAGCGCGGUGCUGAAGCGGGUGGUUCGCAGUAGCCUGGCAGCUGAGAUUUCUCAGGCUGCGGAGGCCUUGGAGCAGUGCGACUUUGUUCGAACAAUGAUGGCCGAGAUCCUCGACGGCAAGUUCGCACUGGCUCAAUGGCGCUGGAGUGCAAGCAGGUGGAAAGAAAUCUUGGUCUUGGAUUCCAAGACCGGCUACGAUGUCCUGAACAGCAUCAGCCAUGGAGAGGAUAAGCGAUUGGCCAUCGACAUCGCCAUCUUGAAGGAAUCGCUCUACGAGCCGGAGAGCAACCGCUGGGUCCGAUGGGUGCCAGGAGUGACGAUGCCUUCCGAUGGCCUGACAAAGGAGUACGGCAACCACAUGCGUGAUGCUGUUAUGAAGGGCGGACCGUGGAGCCUUUGUGACUCGCCCCAAGCGCAAAAGCUUCGUGAAGAAGCUGGGCACCGCAAAAGGCAGUGCCGUGAUCGCGCUCGUCAAAGGGAGCACGAGAUUGAACAGCUUCGGCAGGCAGCGGACACAUCAGCUCCAAUGGGGGUUGGUGUGAAAGCUGACAUUUAA